AGUCUAUCCGUGAGGUGACAGGCUAUGUGCUGGUGGCUCUGAACCAGUUUGACUACCUGCCGCUGGAGAACCUGAGGAUCAUCAGAGGAACUAAGAUGUAUGAAGACCGCUACGCUCUGGCGAUCUUCCUCAACUACCGCAGAGAUGGGAACUUUGGCCUGCGCCAGCUGGGACUGAAGAACCUCACAGAGAUCCUACAGGGUGGUGUCUAUGUCGACCAGAAUAAGUUCCUGUGCCACGCAGACACCAUCCACUGGCAAGACAUCGUCAAGAACGCCCGCGUCAGCCCUCUGGUUGUGCCAACCAAUAGCAGUGUUACAUGUCAGAAGUGUCACGUCUCCUGUAAUGGUCGCUGCUGGGGCCCAAAGGAGGACCAGUGUCAGACCUUGACUAAAACAGUGUGUGCUGAGCAGUGUGAUGGUCGCUGUUUCGGACCCUGGGUCAGUAACUGCUGCCAUCGCGAGUGUGCAGGAGGAUGCUCCGGACCCAAGGAUACGGACUGCUUCGCUUGCACCAACUUCAACGACAGCGGGGCGUGUGUGACCCAGUGCCCCCAGCCCCAUGUAUACAACCCCACCACCUUCCAGCUGGAAAGCAACCCCAGAGCCAAGUACACCUACGGAGCCUUCUGCGUCAAGAAGUGCCCACAUAACUUUGUGGUGGACCACAGCUCCUGUGUGAGGGCUUGUCCCAGCAACAAGAUGGAAGUAGAAAAUGACCGCAUCAAGAUGUGCAUCGCCUGCACUGAUAUCUGUCCAAAAGCCUGUGAUGGUAUAGGUACAGCCAGUCUGCAGUCAGCCCAGACUGUGGACUCCAGCAACAUAGACAAGUUCACCAACUGUACCAAGAUCAAUGGAAACCUGGUCUUCCUCAUCACUGGCAUUAAAGGGGAUGUGUACCACAACAUUGAGGCUCUGGAUCCAGAGAAACUGAAUGUGUUUCGGACUGUUAGGGAGAUUACAGGUUUCCUGAACAUCCAGUCGUGGCCAGAGAACAUGACAGACCUGAGUGUCUUCUCCAAUCUGGCAACCAUAGGAGGUAGAGCACUGUACAGUGGUAUCUCUCUCCUAGUGUUGAAGCAGCGGUGGAUCUCGUCCCUCCAGCUCCAGUCCCUGAAUGAGAUCAGUGCUGGUAAUGUGUACAUCACCAAUAACAGUCAGCUGUGCUACUACAACACCGUCAACUGGACCGGCCUGUUCAGAGCCAACAACCAGAAGGUCCUCAUACGGAACAACAGAGACCCCAAAGAGUGUACUACUGAGCGGAUGGUGUGUGACCCUCUGUGUUCGGACUCUGGCUGCUGGGGGCCGGGACCAGACCAGUGCCUGGCCUGUCGUUACUUCAGCCGGGGACGCAUCUGUGUGGACACCUGCAACCUCUAUGAAGGGGAGGUGCGUGAGUAUGCCAACGGCUCGGUGUGUGUGGAGUGUGAUUCCCAGUGUGAGAGAGCAGACGAUUACUCUCUGACCUGUCAUAGCCCGGGUCCGGAUCACUGUGUGAAGUGUCUCCACUUUAAAGAUGGUCCUAACUGUGUGGAGAAGUGUCCCGACGGCCUUCAGGGGGCCAUCAGCUUCAUCUUUAAAUAUGCCGAGGCCAACAACGAGUGUCAUCCCUGUCACUCCAACUGCACGCAGGGGUGUAUAGGACCCAGACUGCAGGACUGUAUUGGCAUGAUGGACAGGACUCCCUUGAUUGCUGCCGGGGUGAUAGGGGGCCUCUUCGUCGUGGUCAUUGUGGCUCUGAGUGUAGCCGUGUCUGUCCGCAGGAAGAGCAUCAAGAAGAAGAGAGCCCUGCGACGCUUCCUCGAGACAGAGCUGGUGGAGCCCCUGACACCUAGUGGUACAGCCCCUAACCAGGCCCAGCUCCGCAUCCUCAAAGAGACUGAACUCAAGAGGGUCAAGAUACUGGGCUCGGGGGCCUUCGGCACCGUCUACAAGGGCAUCUGGGUGCCGGAGGGUGAGACAGUGAAGAUCCCGGUCGCCAUCAAGAUCCUGAACGAGGCAACGGGACCCAAGGCUAACGUGGAGUUCAUGGAUGCUCUGAUCAUGGCUAGCAUGGAGCACCCCCACCUGGUCCGUCUCCUGGGGGUCUGCCUGAGCCCCACCAUCCAGCUGGUCACCCAGCUCAUGCCUCACGGCUGUCUGCUCGACUACGUCCAUGAACACAAGGACAACAUCGGCUCCCAGCUGUUGCUCAACUGGUGUGUUCAGAUCGCCAAGGGUAUGAUGUAUCUGGAAGAGCGGAGACUGGUGCACAGGGACUUGGCUGCCCGUAACGUGCUGGUCAAGUCCCCCAACCACAUCAAGAUCACUGACUUUGGUCUGGCUCGGUUGCUGGACGUCAAUGAGAAGGAGUACAACGCUGACGGAGGCAAGAUGCCAAUCAAGUGGAUGGCCUUGGAGUGUAUCCACUACAGGAAGUUUACACACCAGAGUGAUGUCUGGAGCUACGGGGUGACCAUUUGGGAAUUGAUGACAUUUGGGGGGAAGCCCUAUGAUGGCAUCCCGACCCGGGACAUCCCAGACCUGCUGGAGAAAGGAGAGCGUCUUCCCCAACCUCCCAUCUGCACCAUAGAUGUAUACAUGGUCAUGGUCAAAUGUUGGAUGAUAGAUGCAGACAGCAGGCCCAAGUUCAAGGAGCUAGCUGCAGAGUUCUGUAGGAUGGCCCGGGACCCUCAGCGUUAUCUGGUCAUCCAGGGGGAUGACCGUAUGAAGCUUCCCAGCCCCAACGACAGUAAGUUCUUCCAGAGCCUGCUGGAUGAGGAGGAGCUGGAGGAUCUGAUGGAUGCUGAGGAGUACCUGGUUCCUCACGCCUUUAAUAUCCCACCGCUGGCGUACACACCCAGGACACGUGUUGACUCCAACAGGAACCAGUUUUUGUACCAAGACCCUAGUUUCGGCAUGGAAGACAUGUUGGGUACCUUGGGGACCAUCCCACGGGUGCUGUCCCUGUCUGCAGUCCCAGGGUGCAGGCCCUCAGGGGACCCGUCUGUAGGGGGGCAAGGCGGCAGCGGCCAAGAGGAUAAACGUUUCGAGGACCAGCGCUGUAACGGCACCCUGAGGAAGCAGGUCUCACCCCGGCCCGCGGGACCUCCAGGACAAGGCGGAGCCCCAGCCUCAGGUCCAGGGGAGGACAGCAGUGGACAGCGCUACAGUGCAGACCCCACCAUCAUGCUGGGGGAGAGAGGAGCUAGAGGAGACACAGACCAGGAUGGAUACCUGACCGCCAUGAGGGAGAAGGCCUCCUCAGACUAUCUCAACCCUGUGGAGGAGAACCCGUUCGUGACGCGCCGGAGGAACGGAGACACCCUGACCCUGGACAGCUGUAACCCCUACCAGGUGGCCCCCAUAGGUCCCCAGCAGGCCGGCUCCGGCCCCAGAGUGGAUGACGAAUACGUCAACGAGCCCCUCUACCUCAACACCUUCCACAACCCCGGAGGACCAGGGCCAGGAGAGGGAGACUACACCGAUUAUACCCUGAAAAAGAACGGAGUCCCUGGGGGACACAACCCUAUCCUCGCCACCCUUACCAGCCAACCAGGCACCACUGGUGUCACUGCUGGCCAAUCAGGCACCACCCAGGCAGGGAACCCCUCCCACAGCGUCCAGACAGCCAACGCCCACGCUGUCUCCGCACAACCGGGAUACGCUGCACCUCCGGGGCUCGGCGCAGCAGGCCCUCACCCAGGGCACAUCCUGCACCCAGGUCACCCUUCCCACCCCGGGUACACCCUCCACCCCGGUCUCACUGGCACCAUCAUGGUGGACAAGAAGACCAGACAAGACAAGAACAAGACGUUUGACAAUCCAGAGUACUGGCAGCAUAGCCUCCCUCCCAAAGCCACCCUGCACAACCCCGAGUACCUGCAGGACUGCAGCACGCGCUUCUUCUACAGGCAGAACGGACGUAUCCGGCCCGCCGUGGCCGAGAACCAGGAGUACCUGACGGAGUUCGCCCUGAAACCUGGGACCGUGCUACCGCCCCCGCCCUACAGACAGAGGAACACUGUGGUGUAACGUGGAGUAGUGAGGAGGACUGGGUGAGAAGAGGAGGAAGACAAGGGGAGGAGGAGGAGUGAGGGGGAUGUACGGAGGAAGAAGGGCAAGAUCGUGGGAGGAUGGGAGGAGGAGAGAGGACUGAGUGUGAGAGGAAGGAGGAGGGAGAAGUGAAGACGGGAAGGAGGAGGAGUGGACAGUCCCUCUCACACUCAGUCACUCAGUAUUUACGUAUCAAUGCAUCAACCUUGGUUCCCUCCACCAGCACUGGACUGACACAUCUAUAUCUGUCUGUCUGAUUACAGUGCAUUUACACAGAAAUAUCACAGUAAUAUUAUUGUAAUAUACAAAAUGCUGAGAGCCUCCUACUACCCAUGAACCCAGGACUGAUGAGCAACGUCUGUAUCUAUCUGAUUUAUACUGGAUUACAGUAACAUUAUAGUAAUAUACAUACUGCUGAACCCAGGAGUAAUGUGCACAUUGCUAGCCUCCCCUUCCACUCAGCCCCUCUUAGCCAACCUUAACUACUCCUCUACCACACCCACUACUCUCCCUCAGCUCCGCCUCUUCAGUGUUGAUCACACAAACAGGCGCCACCCACUCCUGGGAAACGGUGGACCUCUCUCUCAUGUGACUUUGUCCUCUUCCUGACUCCGACUUUAUACUCCUUUAGACUCCAGCUUCACCAACAACAUCAACAACAACUAUAACAACAGCAGAACGCUAAAGGAACAGUGACAUGUAAUGACUACUGACAGACAAUAACACACUCCCCCAGAAAAACCCCUUACAAGACUAUUGUUUGCUCAUUAUCUUACCUACACUAUUUUAUUAGUAAGCCAGUAAUUCCCCGUUUAUACACAACACUACACUUGGAGCACCACAUUUUCUACACUUGGAGCACCAUGGUUUCGUUUGUAGCAAUCCACCAACAACACGUACAGUAAUGUCAUGAGAGCUGUUGGUGGGCAGGACAGCAGGUUCCUAUAAGAGGAAAUGUAUACAUCUGUGUAUACACUGCUGUUCCAUCACUGUCUGCCAAGCCCCAGCCACGCCAUUCAUCUGUCUCAUAAUGUGGAGGAUGAAUUCAUGUCCGCUGACUGGACUGACUGGCUGGCUGGCUGACUGGACUGACUGGCUGGUUGACAUGGUUUAAACCCCUCUGAAUACAUAAUGCAAUUCAAUCAUGGAUUGUACAGCACAGCUCAUAUCCUCUAUAAGAUGUUCAUUUGUAUCUCGCAAAGAAGGAAGAUGUGCUCCCAACCUUGACACAUCAAUAACCGUGUACAUGUAUGAUAUAGUCACACACACAAACACACACACACACACGCGCACAAACACACACAGAGAUAGCGUUAGCGUCGUGUGCAUUCCGUUUUGGACCAGGAGCUCCGUUGACCUUGGGUUCUAAAGCAGUGGAGAUAGCACCAGCCAAGGCAGUGCAGCGGCAUGAGAAGACAAAGUCACAGCAAGUAAAUGGCAGUGUUAUACUGUAUGUAAAGCUGGAAUGGCCUACGUUGAACACACUGAAAUACAUCAGGCAGAAAGUGCCACAGCCCAGGAUUUACGAGGGAAUGGGCUUAUCAGUAAGGAGAGGAUCUCAACCAUCCAGCCAUGCUGUUAUAACUUCUAACCCACAUGACUUCUGAGGCAGACAAAUCUGGAUCUGGAUCGAUGCUGUCAUAGAAUAUAGAUCGGAAACUGCUGUGUGUUGCAGUAUUUUUUAACUGAUAAACCCUGGCAGAGUCUGUCUGUUCGUUCCCCUAUCAGAGCUGGUUACAAAGACCUCAGGAGACAGGACUGAUGAGGUGAUGGGGACUGAAGUUUGAACUGGACUGGAUAGAUAGACAGUUGGAGGAGAAAUAGAUGGCAGGGUCAUGUUCAUUAGGCACCAAAUGGAAGACAACGGACUGAAACAGGGAGGGACUACCUGGACAUUGCAAAAUGUUUUGUUACGGUGUGAACGUGACCCACGUGUGUGGAGGACUGGAGAAUUCUGGGGCCUGGAUAGGUGGCGGGCAGCAGACACCAGUCUGUCUGGGAUAAGAGAGGCCUAAAAACUUGGUCUGGUCUUGGGUCUGGUCCUGGGAAUAAAGGAGGAUAACUAAGCCCUGAUGUUGUGGACACGACCAUGGAGGAGAGUCAUUGAGAGUUCUGGUCAAACUGGAGAGGAGAAGCCUGAGAACCUGAUCUGGUCUUGGGUCGGCCAUGGCCAGUGAGGAGUGAACACAUGGACACAUGGAAAUACACAGGAAAUAAACCUAGUACACGCCAAGCAGAGUCAUCAUUGGUGGAUAUGUUCUGUGGAAUGAUAUAUUAAUUUUGGGGGGAAAUUGAGGAUGGAUGGCAUCAGAUUUGGACAGUUGAAAUACUCUAAUUAUAUUAUGUCAUGCCAUGAAGAAUAGUAUUGCAACUAGAACGACAUCAAACUGGUCCCUAAAACCAAGACUUUUGCUCCACCCCAAAAUGUCUCUCCCGCUUCUACGUACAGUACAGGGACAUCCCUCUCCAACAAUUUGCAAUCAAGAUGGGAAAUGAAAUUGUGCCAAAACAUUUGGAGAGAUUUCCUUCCUCCACAAUGACAUUUUCAUGAAGAAAAUGCAGGAGCUACAGCAGAUCAAGGACAUUGAACACUUUUCUAUUCAUGUUUGACAAUAAUGACAGUACAGGUAGACAGACAACAUAUCUAUGGAAGGCCAGGUCCAUGUGUCCCACAGAAUACUGCCAGAUGAUUUUUGUUUUCGCUGCUAGUAGAGGGGAAAUACUGUCUAGACAAAAUAAAUAUUUAGAUUUGGGCCUUUUUGAGUUUUGAUAGGACUUAUUAACCAUUUUGGCACAGACAAACCUCUCCAUUGUUUCCCCAGACAGAGGAACAUCAGGUUCUCAAUACAUUUACAUGUAAUUAUGUAUUAUCUGUUGCAUUGCAGCUAUAGAAAAGGCAGGCAACCUACCCCAUUUCACUGUUAUUUUUCUCAUUGUGGCUUCAGUUUGUACGAUCCAGAGAUGCAGCACUUUAAUGAAGACUAGCAGAAGUAAACGAUGGUAGUGGUAGAAGAAGAGAACAAGGAUAGUAGUAACGGUCUAGAAGCACUGACAGGAGAACUAGAAGGCUCUCCACUCCAAUGAAAAUAGAAUGAAAUGUCCGGGAGUUUUUGGAGAGGCAUUGUGUUAAGUUUUGCUUAGUUUAGCCAAACACAGAUGUUUCCUGGAUGAUGUGUUUAUCUCCAGUUCUCCUCCUUUAUGAAAAAGAAUGACAUGCCAAUUAAGAUCCAUCUAAUUGGUAGAAUCAUGAAAGUGGUCCUUGUAGACAAAGCUACUUUGGUAGCAUCGCUAAAGCGUUUAUAGUCCUCGUGGACAAAGCUCCAUCGGAAUAACCACAGGAGGAUAUAAGGUCUGUUUAGAUAGCUGAUCACAACGCACUACAGAGUCUAGUCCCUGUCUACAAACCUACAGUGGUAGAAUCACUACAGAGUCUAGUCCCUGUCUACAAACCUACAGUGGUAGAAUCAUUACAGAGUCUAGUCCCUGUCUACAAACCUACAGUGGUAGAAUCAUUACAGAGUCUAGUCCCUGUCUACAAACCUACAGUGGUAGAAUCACUACAGAGUCUAGUCCCUGUCUACAAACCUACAGUGGUAGAAUCACUACAGAGCUUAUGGUCCUUGUGAACUAAGCUACAGUGGAAGAACCAUGUGAGGAUAUUAGGCCUGUUUAGAUGGCUAAGGCUUCUCUUCGGCAACUCUACCUGAGGUUAACACUGUGUGUGUGAUCACCAGUGUCUACUGACUCAACCGGUCCUGUAGACCUAGCUCUCUGCCAGGACGUUAAUGUGUUACAUGGACAUAAACACUGUGGCUGUGUCAGAUACCAAGGUACUGUUUGUUUGUUCCUUCUCAUUUUGGAGGUUAAAAUUGAAUUUGUCCUCUGAUUUAAGAUGAUUCGUUUGAGAGCUAACAUUUACUAUAACUGUAUAUAUUGUCCUUGUGUAAAAUAAGUGUAUAACAGUAGAAUGGAAUCUAUGCUUUAUCUGGGGAGUUUAUCUGGGCACGUUUUAUCCCAGACUAUGAACAUGGGGAUAUUGGUGUUGGUGCAAUGACAGCCUAUGAGAGUGAUGUUAAGAGGACUCGUGAUGGACCUUACUGGUCAAUUAAAGCCAGUCUAUAGGAGAAUACAACACCAGUGCCCUGUGUAUUAAAUACUGAAGCUAAUGAGAAACAAUCCCUUAAGGUAAACCCUUAUUUGAAACCCAUCACAAGGGUCUUUUACCUAGCAGUGUGCUGAUAGCUCUCCUUGUCCUCUAAAGCUGCUCUGUUCUGCUGUUCUGUUCUGUGGGGAAAUCAUAUCACCCAACAUCUCCAAGCAACAUGGCGGAGAUAAACACUGGCGGACAGGGCAAUAGUUUCCAUCCUACGCAGGGUAAAAGGCAGAGAUAUUAGCAUUCCACAGAUGUUAGGAGAUCAAUACAUCAGUGUUACAAUAGGUUGUCUGAGAAGCAGCGUUUGGAUGCAGUGCUGGAAGCAGAGGAAGAGACUGGAGUUUUACUUUAUCUCAAAAAGAUGACUAAAGGAAUGUAUGUAGCAAGCACUGUUGACGUUGAGUGGUGUGUAUUUACAAACCGACUACCAUGAAGCAGUUCAUGAGGAGCAACUUGAACACGACCAAAAUGAUUUUGAAGAAGCGACCGGCGAGGAGUUUCAGAAGUGAGAGUCGUAGAAUCACAACACUUUAAUGAAUUAUGUCUUCGGGUUGUUUUAGCAAAAUCCUUUAGGUACAAAAGGAGCACAAAUAUUCCCUCUGUUUCAUCUCAACACUGAUUGUGCACACUAAUUUUAAUCAGCAAUGUUGAAACGGUCACAUUUAUUUGAUUCAGCUACUACUGUAUUUACGGUUUUGGGGUAUAAUAGUCAAAAUGGAUGUAACCAUGACAUCUUUAAGAGUAUUGUAAAUUGUGUUAAUGGUGAUGUUUCUUAGUGUAUCUCAAUGGGGGGUUCAUAAUGGCAAUAGAUUGUUGUUUCUUUGACUCUGUUGCUAUGAGAUAGGGCACAGACAUUUCGGUGAAGGCCUCUUUCACACUGUUGUAUCUCAAUGUUACUCCCUCCUGGAUCUACAACUUGGAGUAAAUCCCUAAAGUACAUGAUGGACGGUAUUCCUGUAAUUUCUUACAGUGCGAAAUUAAUUUCUAAAGGACAUUUUUGUAAUUAUUAUGGUAUUAAUAUGUACAGUUUGUUCCAAUAAGCCUUGCCUGUUUCCCCAUGGGCUGAAGUAUUCCUUUGCACAUAGAUAGGAUUUAAAUCCCUACAUGUACAACUAAAUACUGUAUGAGAGGCUGCACUCAGUGCAUCUCAGAACUUCACUUAUUGAUACAUACCAGUUAACUAACACAAUAUUCAUACAAUUCAUCAUAUACUAUAACACACAAAAACACUGUACUUUUGUAAUACAGCUCAUUUUACAGUGGUACUAUUGCGUAUUCCUUCCUUUAAAA
Messenger RNA from Oncorhynchus mykiss (rainbow trout), 9480 nucleotides. RefSeq names its product erb-b2 receptor tyrosine kinase 4b (gene erbb4b). The record is from RefSeq and is a predicted model, not a curated record. Gene Ontology annotation, biological process: protein phosphorylation; cell surface receptor protein tyrosine kinase signaling pathway; negative regulation of apoptotic process. Gene Ontology annotation, cellular component: signaling receptor complex; plasma membrane; basal plasma membrane. NCBI's taxonomy places the organism in Eukaryota, Metazoa, Chordata, Actinopteri, Salmoniformes, Salmonidae. Gene Ontology annotation, molecular function: transmembrane receptor protein tyrosine kinase activity; epidermal growth factor receptor binding; ATP binding.